UUGAUCCAAAGUGACUCAUUUCAGUAUCACCUGUUAGUGUGACCGUGACCACACUGUUGUCUUGGACUUCCGCUCUCCAUGUGAGGUUGCCUGAUCAGUUUCCCCAGCUUAAAACAGACGUCGCGAGGACACAACGCGAUUGGCUGCGUGCACAGAGUAUAUGCGUGCGCCGCCCGGCAGCUCUGCUCUCUUCAGCACCGCUGAUUGUGAUUGACAGAAUUACAACAGACUCUCUCAGAGUUGAUCAUCUAACAGGUGUCAUCUUUCCACUGAGUCUGGUGCCAUGUCCAACCCGAAGAGCCCUGACGAUGCCGGUACCGGUGCUCCCUGCAAGCCCUCCUCGUCGGUCGAGAGCACGGAGUCUGAUGCAGACCCCGGACUCCUGUUCCCGGUGACGAGGUCCUCCGUGCUGGCUCGACGUCUCCUGCGUUUGCGCACCUGCAGCGGCCACGCGAGUCCCGUUACGCGCCGCAAGAGGGAGAUGGUCCCCGCCGACAGGAAGGAUUCCACCUACUGGGAUAAGCGGCGCAAGAACAACGAGGCGGCGAAGCGGUCCAGGGAGAAGAGGAGGCUGAACGACCUGAUGCUGGAGGGCCAGCUGCUGGCUCUGACCGAGGAGAACGCACAGCUGCGAGCUCACGUGCUCAGCAUGCAGUAUCACACCAGCCUGAGUGCAGAAAAGAGCAAAGUUGCCUCUCCCUGGGCAACAUCCACUCCAUCUGUUGUAGCCUCUACCUUGUCCUUGUCACCCAGACCUGCUCACACCCCUCCUCUCUUCCAUGCAGGACAUUGGGGGGCCAACAGGAGCCCCCCAGCCUCUAUCCUGGGUGUGAGGCAUCAAGAAACAGCCAGUCACUCCUUUGACGCAAAGAUCCCUUGUUCUAGCUCAUUUAAAGGUUUUAACCCGAGGGGGUCUCACGACUGUGGCACACAUCAAGGCAUCUUCCCUCUCCCCGGGCCCGUAGUCGUCUCCCCCCGCGCAGCUUUGGAGAGUGGGGGGUUAGCAGAGGCAGAGAUGGACGCCCAGCGUCAAGUCUCCUCCAGCGACGACGUCCCCAACUCCACCGACGACGAGUCCCCCCACCGCGCCUCUUCUAUCCGGGCAUUUCUGCCCGCACCCGACACACCCCACCAUGCCCCCACCCUGUCCUACACACCGCAGAAUUGGCUCGUGCCCCAUCUGAGUCACUCGGCGGUGUGUAAUAAUUUCCUGCUGCCCUGGCGGUCCUCCUACUUGCCCCCGCCGGCAGUCUACCCGGGCCUGCCUCUGUACAUCCAGGAGAGACAGGGCCCGGGUCUCGGAGUGGAGGCGGACAUUCAGAGGGGGUUCAAGAGCCGGUUCAGCAGUGCUCCAGCAGGGCUGUCUCAACUCGGGAUGCACCUCAGUCCUGAUGGACGCUAACAGGACAGUU
Messenger RNA from Lates calcarifer (barramundi perch), 1412 nucleotides. RefSeq lists its product as uncharacterized. The transcript has 3 exons. Gene Ontology annotation, cellular component: nucleus. The record is from RefSeq and is a predicted model, not a curated record. Gene Ontology annotation, biological process: regulation of DNA-templated transcription; circadian rhythm. Gene Ontology annotation, molecular function: DNA-binding transcription factor activity; DNA binding. Bases 284 to 1402 code for a protein of 372 amino acids. NCBI's taxonomy places the organism in Eukaryota, Metazoa, Chordata, Actinopteri, Centropomidae.